Daucus carota subsp. sativus is the source of this 1399-nucleotide messenger RNA. Its product is annotated as GDSL esterase/lipase At5g22810. The record is from RefSeq and is a predicted model, not a curated record. The coding region runs from base 129 to 1202 and encodes 357 amino acids. NCBI's taxonomy places the organism in Eukaryota, Viridiplantae, Streptophyta, Magnoliopsida, Apiales, Apiaceae. Gene Ontology annotation, molecular function: hydrolase activity, acting on ester bonds. The transcript has 5 exons.
GUCUUGAGAUGUGCCAUCUCAACUAUUUAGGCAACCUGUGGGCUGUGCACAACUUGUACUAUCUCCCUAUAAAUCUUUGCCUCUGACUAUCUUUUAUUACAACACAAACAAUUUCUAAACUUGUAAACAUGCAGAAAUAUGCAGAUAUUCUGAAGCAAAUCAGUUGCCUCAUUUUUCUUCUUAGUGCUCUUGGAGAUCUGCAUGUGAGCCAUGGUCAAGCACUUGUUCCUGCAUUGUUCAUUUUUGGUGACUCUGUUGUUGAUGUUGGCAACAACAAUGAAAUCUACACUAUUAUAAAAUCAAACUUUCCACCUUAUGGAAGAGAUUUUAUCAGUCACAUGCCAACUGGGAGGUUCUGUAAUGGAAAGCUUGCUACUGAUUUCACUGCUGAGAACCUGGGAUUCACUACGUACCCACCCGCGUAUUUGAGCAAGCAAGCCAGAGGGAAGAACCUUUUACUUGGAGCUAACUUUGCCUCUGGUUCUUCUGGCUACUAUGAAGAUACAGCUAAAAUAUAUCAUACAAUUCCAUUGAGCAAACAGGUGUUGUACUACAAGGAUUACCAGACCAAACUGAUUAGCAUUGCAGGGAUUUCCAAUGCCUCAUCAAUAAUAUCCGGGUCGAUUCACCUACUUAGCUCUGGUGCCAGUGAUUUCGUACAGAACUACUAUGUCAAUCCAACUCUUUACAAGAACUACACACCUGAUCAGUUCUCAGACAUCCUUAUGCAAUACUAUGCUACUGUUGUUCAGCAACUAUACACUCUGGGGGCAAGGAAGAUUGGUGUCACAACACUGCCACCACUCGGAUGCCUUCCGGCAUCCAUCACACUUUUUGGGGAUGGUAGUAACCAGUGUUUACCCAAUAUGAAUGCCGUGGCAUUAUCAUUUAACAAUAAACUAAACGCGACAUCCCUAAGGCUGCAGAGCAAGCUGACUGGCCUUAAUCUAGUUGUAUUAGAUAUCUACCAGUCUCUGUAUGAUCUGGUCACUAAACCUGCUAACUUCGGGUUUUCCGAGGCAAGAAGGGCAUGCUGUGGAACAGGACUGCUGGAAACAUCGAUAUUAUGCAAUGCUAAAUCAGUAGGAACAUGUGCAAAUGCAUCACAAUAUGUGUUCUGGGAUGGAUUUCAUCCUUCUGAGGCUGCAAAUAAGAUUUUAGCCGACAACUUGCUUGCCAGUGGCAUUGCGCUUGUUGGUUAGCUGUAGUUUUUAAUGCGAUAUCUAUAUGUAUUCUGUCUGUGUUACUAAGAACCUUUGUUUGAUAAGUCUUUGCUGUGUGGUAGGAAAUUUGUGAUCUCUUUGUUGAAUAAUGAUGGUAAAUCAUGUUAUGUAGCUUUUGAGCAGUUUUGGCUUGUAAUUCUGUUAUUAGCAUAUGGUAAUGUAAGGUCAUUCUAUUA